Xiphophorus maculatus (southern platyfish) is the source of this 1191-nucleotide messenger RNA. Its product is annotated as claudin-like protein ZF-A89. Gene Ontology annotation, biological process: bicellular tight junction assembly; cell adhesion. The coding region runs from base 124 to 783 and encodes 219 amino acids. The record is from RefSeq and is a predicted model, not a curated record. Gene Ontology annotation, cellular component: plasma membrane; bicellular tight junction. NCBI's taxonomy places the organism in Eukaryota, Metazoa, Chordata, Actinopteri, Cyprinodontiformes, Poeciliidae. Gene Ontology annotation, molecular function: structural molecule activity. The transcript has a single exon.
CAUUCAACAAACUCACCUGACGACGAGAGAGCACAAAGCGUCAAACAUCUUACAGAGCCUGAAGAGACAGACAAAGACCUUUUAAAGACAGAAGCUUAUUUUGAAAGGAGUCCUCCGGUCGCAAUGGUUUCUACUGGGUUCCAGAUCCUGGGCUCUGCUCUGGGGAUCAUAGGCUGGAUCGGCGCCAUCAUCGUGUGUGCCCUUCCCAUGUGGAAGGUUACCGCUUUCAUCGGCAGCAACAUUGUCACGUCACAGAUCACCUGGGAGGGGAUCUGGAUGGACUGCGUGGUCCAGAGCACGGGCCAAAUGCAGUGCAAAGUCUACGACUCCAUGCUAGCCCUGACCUCCGACCUCCAGGCGGCCCGGGCGCUCGUGGUCAUCUCCAUCCUGGUGGGCAUCAUGGCCAUCCUGCUCUGCAUAGCAGGGGGGAAGUGCACCAACUGUGUCGAGAAUGAGAAUGCAAAGAUCAAGGUGGGCAUUACUUCUGGCGUCAUGUUCAUAAUAGCUGCGGUCCUCUGCCUCAUCCCUGUCUGCUGGACGGCCCACACCAUCAUCCAGGACUUUUACAACCCUGUACUGGUCCAGGCCCAGAAGAGAGAGCUGGGGGCCUCGCUCUACAUCGGCUGGGGCGCGUCUGCUUUGAUGCUGAUCGGCGGAGCAAUGCUCUGCAGCAACUGCCCCAAAGAUGAAACCGGCUACUCUGCGCAGUACAAGGCUGGAAAAUCAGAGUACACGGCUGCCAGGUCCGACUACUCCAGCGUUUCAGGGAAAGACCGUGUUUAAACUGACUCUGGCUUGUCUUAGUGGGACAGAUGGACUGGUGCUGCUGGUUUGCUAAUACUAAAAACAUCAUCCUGAUCAGAACCACACCUCAAGAACAAAAUUCCUUUAAAAUGUUCAUUACUUCUAUUUAUGGCUAAAGAAUAUUGUAUCAACAUUAGUAGGUGUCUCUUUAUUGGCAUAUUUACACAAUUAUGUGUUUUUGACUACUCUUUAAUUGUGUUUGUAAAUUUUGUUUUGGCCACAUUAAUGUGGAAUGUUUCUUAUCUACCUUUUGUGAUAUUUUAUGUGACAGAUGUUUUGUAAAUGAACAUGUUUUUGUUUACAUAUGAGCUAGUCUGUGAUAUUUUCUCCAAUUUUUCACUUCUGAAAAAACUCUUUCAUGGAAAUAAUAAAUGUUUUUAAAAAUCA